AUGAUUUUAAAAAAAAGCAAGCUGCUUGCACUCUCCCUCCUAUUGGCAUUUGUGGAUUAUCUAUGCCGAGAUGGGCGACGGAAGUGGAUCAGUCUGCUCAGCAGCUGGGAAGCCGCCUCAUAUGAUGGAAGCGACGUGAUUCUGAGUCAGAGCAGGGGGGGAAAGAAUGCCCACAUAUUUUCUCGAAAGAGUGACCUCCAGUUUGCAAAAGGUUAUGAGCAAGUCAGACAGAAGGAGAGGAGCGGGAGUAGCGAGAGAAGCGGGAGUAGCGGAAGAAGCCAGAGAAGCGGGAGAAGCACCCUAGUGUGCAUCCUGCCCAGUGGUAUGCCCCGCUUCAGAACGCUGCACGAGAAGGUAGAAGCAGAAAAGGAGCCUCUUAUCAUGGAAAAGACCGAAAAUGACGUAAACGUCCUCGGAAACGCAGAUCAUGAAAACAAUAAAGAUGAACCUGGGCAAUCACAGCUAAAAGCACAACCAGCCACACAGGGAGAAUUACCACAACAAACCGUAGCAACGAAAGUAAGUCCACUCAUCGAAAAAAAUACAAUCGAUCAUUAUCUAAACGUAUGUUCACAAAUAAGGAACAAAACCUUCUCUUUUAAAAAUUGUGAAAUCUUUUACGAGUCACCAGAAGUUACACUGUACAAAAACCUCUUAGAGGAUAAAAGCGAAACAAGGUAUGACCUCAUAGGUUAUGGAACGCUCAAUGAUGUAUCUCUGUACGGAGCUAGCCAGGCAUUGAACGACAUCAACAUUGUCAAGCAGUGGAACAAAAACAUAUACAAAAUUAAUUACCUCAAAUUGAAUAAGAAAUCCAUACUGGAGAAAUUUCAAAAGGAUGAAAAAAUAGACGCCUCUAAAUACAUUCUCCAUAAUGAACACCUUAGGGAAAAUAGAAGAUACAUAUACCUAAUUAAUGGACUUCCUUGGCCAUUCAGAAGCCACGAUACAAUAUAUGAGUUUUAUCAGAAAUACUUAGAGGAUCAAAACAUGCUCCUUGUGGCAAAUAAAUCUGUUAAUAAUGUGUUUUUCGAUAAUAGCUACUACACACGUAUACGUGAUUAUGAAAACUUUUUCUGUAUUUAUCCCAAGA
This is a messenger RNA of Plasmodium cynomolgi strain B, 1093 nucleotides long. RefSeq lists its product as hypothetical. NCBI's taxonomy places the organism in Eukaryota, Apicomplexa, Aconoidasida, Haemosporida, Plasmodiidae. The transcript has a single exon. The annotation marks the transcript as partial. The record is from RefSeq and is a predicted model, not a curated record.